UAAGUGAAAGAAACAACUGUCCCAUCUAUAUAUAUUGACCAUCUCUACGAAACAGCACAGUUCUGCAAAGAAAGAAAGAGAGAUAUAAAAUGUUGGGUGCUGGAAUAACAGCAGCGAUGUUGGCAAUUGAGUGUUUGGAAGUGGGGUUGAGUACUCUAACUAAAGCAGCAUUGAACAAAGGCAUGAGUAACUUCGUGUUUGUUGUUUACUAUAAUGCCUUCGGGACAAUCUUUAUUCUUCUUCCGUGUUGUCUCAUCUUGUACAGGAACAGAAGUCGCCCUCCACUCACAUUGUCCAUUAUCUGUAAAAUCUUUCUUCUUGGGCUGUUUAGCUGUUUUUCUCAGACUUGCCUGUUUAGCGGGAUUGGAUAUAGCUCUCCAACCUUAGCCUCAGCACUUGUUAAUAUUACCCCUGCUUUUACAUUUAUUCUUGUCAUAAUUUCCAGAAUGGAAAAGCUAGAUUUGAGAGUUAAAAGCAGUCUAGCCAAGUCUAUUGGCACCUUGGUAUCAAUUGCAGGGGCAUUAACUGUGACUUUGUACAAUGGCCCAGCAAUUACGAGUACUUUAUCUCUGAAUUUACAUAAUAAUUUUUUAUCUCCGCAUAAAGAAUGGGUGAUUGGAGGUAUUCUCCUUGCAUCUGGUAGCUGUUCCCUGUCAAUAUUGUACAUUGUUCAGACCUCUGUUAUAAAGGAAUUCCCUGAAGAGCUGACGGUAACAUUCAUUUGUUGCGUCUUUGUGACCUUUCAAUCUGCCAUACUCGCUCUAAUGGUUGAAAGAAACCCAAAUGCUUGGAAACUAAGGCCAGACUUGGAGUUGCUGGCUAUUGCGUUCUCAGCAGUUUUUAGUGCAGCACUUCGAGGUCUUGUGCACACAUGGGCAUGCCAUAAGAAGGGAGCUCUAUACGUUUCCAUGUUUAAGCCGCUUUCAGUAGUCAUCGCUGUUGCAAUGGGGGUCACUUUUCUUGGGGAUACUCUUUAUCUCGGAAGCGUUCUGGGAGCUGCUAUUAUUGCUUUUGGGUUUUAUUCUCUGAUUUGGGGCCAAGGCCAAGAAGAAAAGAUGAUUGAUGACAAAGGAAUCAAUAACUUGAAGCCAUCCUCCUCAACAGUCCCUCUUCUGCAAAACAAAAGCACGGAAGUACAAAAUUUUUACCCAGAAGUUAACAUAAUGCUGAGGCCCUGAUGGAGAAAUAGGUUCUAAGUCACUAUGCUCAAUGAAGUACGUGUAUGUAUGAUUGUAAACGAGAUAGAAAUUUCACUAAAAACCGGUGGAUGGCCUGAUGUGGUAGAAUCAUCUAUCUAUAUAGCUAUAAGCUAGGAAUGAACCAGAGGGAUUUGGUCA
This is a messenger RNA of Pistacia vera, 1337 nucleotides long. Its product is annotated as WAT1-related protein At4g15540-like. The transcript has 7 exons. The coding region runs from base 90 to 1178 and encodes 362 amino acids. Gene Ontology annotation, cellular component: plasma membrane. The record is from RefSeq and is a predicted model, not a curated record. Lineage: Eukaryota; Viridiplantae; Streptophyta; Magnoliopsida; Sapindales; Anacardiaceae. Gene Ontology annotation, molecular function: transmembrane transporter activity.